AGGAUUUUACUACUUUUGAAUUGGAUUAACUUUAUCCAACUACAUAGAAGACACAUCCCAGACUUCCCAAGAGCUAUCAAAUCACCUUUUGUGAUCAAUAGUGAGAAAACACUUGGAAAAUUUGGUUUGCAUUUUUUCCUGCUAAAAUGAUCUUCUCAGUUACUGUUUUGAGCUGUGCUCCACAAAGCUGAGGCUUCUCUGAGCCAGACUUCUGAUCAGUGAAGUAGUGUCCUUGUUCAAGCACUUCCAGCAGCCCUACGGAUAGAGUGCACUACAGCUUGGUUUAAAUAGUGCCCUAGCCAAAAAAAAAAGGUUUACAAAGUGCCAGAGUGACUUUUAUCAGUGUGGAAGUUUUUCUUCGUCUCUCUCUUUCAAGUAAAGAUGGAUGUAAAGCUAAAAGAUCGGGACUUCUGGUACAGUCUUCAUGGUCAAGUCCCGGGGAUGCUAGAAUGGGACAUGGGGAAUGAAUUUUUCCUGCCUUGUACCACAGAUCAGUGCCCUUUGGCUGAGCAAAGCCUUGCCAAAUACAAAAUUCAGCUACUAAAGCCACCAGCACUGUCUCAGGAGAGGAAAGCCAGUACUGAUGAAGAAGACCCUCUCAUUGAACCCAGCUUGUGGAUGUGGGUGAAUCCCAACAUUGUGUGCCCCAUCAGCAGCAAAGAGGCUCCAAAUCCCAGUGACAACGUUCAGCCAAGUGCACCAGUCCCAAAGACGGAUGAGUCUGCCUUCUUAGGGCCUCAGAGAGUGAUGCAAUCCCUGUCUGUUCUCCAAACUGAGCAUUUUCAGCCACAAAAGAUGUUCUCCAGUGACCCUGAUUUCAUAGACGAGGAGACUGAGGGACAGGGAUGCACAUCGUCUAACAAACACCCCAAGAAGCAUACAAUGUACCAUGGCCCACACCAGGACAGGAAGUCCUGGCCACGCCCUCCUCUCAGCUACAGCCAUCUAGUUGCUCUGGCAUUAAAAAGCAGCCCUUCCUGUGGCCUCAAUGUGCAGCAGAUCUACAAUUUUACUCGACAACAUUUCCCCUAUUUCCGGACAGCACCAGAAGGCUGGAAAAACACCAUUCGCCACAAUCUCUGCUCCCUGACCUGCUUUGAAAAGGUGCCAGUCGACGUGGAGGAACACCUGGAUGACAAGCCUCGCUCUUUCAUCUGGAAGCUCACUGAUGAGGGACACCGCUUCUUUCAGGAGGAUACCCGUGUCUUGGCCUGUGUUCGAAAGGAGAGCAUCAAGAAGUGCAUGCGCCAACCAGAGCUGAUAGACCUCCUCUUCCAACUUUAAUGUUUUCUUCGUGUGUGUGUGUGUGUGUGUGUGUGUGUGUGUG
This is a messenger RNA of Mesocricetus auratus (golden hamster), 1327 nucleotides long. It is a transcript of the gene Foxr2, whose product is annotated as forkhead box R2. NCBI's taxonomy places the organism in Eukaryota, Metazoa, Chordata, Mammalia, Rodentia, Cricetidae. Gene Ontology annotation, biological process: regulation of DNA-templated transcription. Gene Ontology annotation, cellular component: nucleus. Bases 382 to 1284 code for a protein of 300 amino acids. The record is from RefSeq and is a predicted model, not a curated record. Gene Ontology annotation, molecular function: DNA-binding transcription factor activity; sequence-specific double-stranded DNA binding. The transcript has 2 exons.